Molecule: messenger RNA, 1041 nt
Organism: Volvox carteri f. nagariensis
Lineage: Eukaryota; Viridiplantae; Chlorophyta; Chlorophyceae; Chlamydomonadales; Volvocaceae
Gene: jtnpA1
Exons: 3
Coding region: 1-1041 (346 amino acids)
Source: RefSeq, a predicted model, not a curated record
AUGUUUUGCCUGAAGACGCAUACAAUGUUUCUGCUCGCGGGGCCGAUCGGGUAUUAUGCCAUCGCUGCAGCGAGGUUGCCAGCCACUUUGGAGGGGGUGUACUUGGACCUUCUCCAGGCCUGCGGUGACCUCUGGGACAAGGCCAUAACACGGGAGGAGCUGAGCGGGCUGCGUGAGCGAGUAGCAUCUGCCAUUUGUGGGGUGGAGCGGCACCUGUCAGCAGUGGAGCUGGAUAUCAAGCUUCACAACUUACUCCACCUUGUGGAUGGUAUUGAGAUGUUUGGGCCCCUAUUUGCAUGGGCCAUGUUUCAACCGGAGUCCAUCUGGGGCAUGCUGUCCCGGCUUGCUCACAGUAAGGUCUAUAUGGAGUCUAGCAUGUUCUUUUCAGCGCUGGACAAGGAAGUGACGCUAAAGCUCCGGCAAUCGCCCGAGUAUGCUGUCCUGGGCAGGCGGGAUGGUGACGAGGAUGAAGUCGACCCGGGAAUGUGGGACCCCGAGACGUACUUGUGCGAGGGUUUGCCAGUUAUACGACUAGGGAACAUCGAGGAGGAAAUGUACAGACUGGGUCCAACGGAGCUAGAGGGGCUCGAGCUCUUGUAUCAGCGGUACAACAAGGAGGGUCGUGUCCAUAGUCGCUGCAAGAUCAUGAAGGAGAUCUGGGUUGGGGAGAUGAAGCUCCAGAAGGGGUCAUGGUUCCUGGUGCGGCCAGAUGCAGAAGGGGAUGGCCUCAUGUGGUUCGGGGUGGUGAAGGCCCUUAUCCGCCACAAGGGGCCAGACCGUGCCAUUUAUGAGGUAGUGAGGGCAGACUGGUUCCGGGGCCCAAGCCUGCAAGCCCAGGUUGACCGGCGUCUGCGCUGCCCAGUUGUGAGAAGCAAGCCCAUUAAAAUACCAGAUGGAGAAUGGUGGUUCGCCAACGCUAUCGUGCCAUGGCCAUGUUGGGCGAUGCCUCAUCCCAGUAAGCCAUCCAGUGCAGGUCUCAAGGUGGUACUUGCUAGGCAUUGGCAUGUUACCAGGUUUCUCUCACCAUAUCCCCGCAUCUAG